GCCUUGUGAAAAAGGCAUCAAUCUGCAUAGAAAUAAAGUGUUUGGGUAUUUAGGAUCGUGACCUUGCCUGUCUCUGUGUGUCUGAGAACGUCCUGUGUUUGUUUUCAAGAACAAGCCCUUUCUGCUGGCCCAGGUGAGGCUGAGCAGUGACUCAGUCACUGCUGCCACGUCCCCACCUGGGAAGGACCAGUCCUGCUGUGGUGUGCCCUUUGCUGGCUGGAGGGAGAUGGGGCUUGCUGAGGCACAAAUUUCACUUUAAAUGUUGCUUUUCAAUAAGUAAAGGGUUCCCUGGAGGUUUUGGAGCAGAAAGGAGCUUUUCUCACAAGGAGCUGGCUCAUUCAUCACAGGGCCCUGUGAGGAAUGGCCACUCUGGCAAAGGUAGCAAGGGUUCAACUGAGAACUCCUGUGUGACUGAACCUGUAACUGUUGUUCUUUAUAUUCCAGCUGCUCCUUGCAAAGCAGCCUGUUUUGAUAAGUAAAGACUUUUUUGCAGAGUGUCUGUUUUUACCACAGUCUGAUGGUCCAUAUGCUAAAGAGGACAAACUAGCUGAGAUACCAUCUGAAAGUGGGAAUAAUCACGGGGAUGCUGUCAUGUGCUGCUGGGGGAGGGUUCUGAGCUGUGGGAGAACACUUCGAGUUUACUAUUUGUUUUUCAGAAGAGGAGAAUAAACACAGCCUGAGCAGAUUGCACCAAAGCCUGACUUAGGAGCAGUGCUGAGUGAGAGUUUUCCUUGCACUGUUCAAAAUGCUGGAUUAAGCUCAGAAAAGUCAUUAGACAAACAUCUGAAGUAGAGCAGAUCUAUAGAAAGUCCUAAAUUGGUAAAACUACCAGUAGAUUAAUUGGUCCAAUUUCAAAAUAUGCCUUACUUGAAUGAAUAAAGAAGAUAUUUUAUUAGACAGCUGUGCAUUUGGCAGUUUUUAAUUUGUUCUCUUGGGGAAAUCUGUCUCUCCUGCUCUGCUGCUGGAUGGUUUCUGUGAUCCUCUACCACUAGAUGUUGCUGUGUGAGUGAUUGAUGUAAUCUUAUCUGAUGCUGGAUGGAUUCAUCCCUGAAGAAAAGGAGGAGAUACCACUGAAACAGCAUUUCUGCCUGUUCUGAAAUUUGUAUUCUGAGACUUUUGGCCUGAGACAUUUUUAGAGUUUAUUGGCUCUGUUACAUUAGUCAUAAAGGUUGUGUCUCUCUUGAAUACCCAGCAGUGUGCUGAUUAUUGUUCCAAAUUUGGCAGGGUUUUCUCUUCAGGUGUGUCUGUAGAGCUGCUGGUCUCAGCAGAGAGGAAAAAAGGCAACAAAAUGUAACUUGGCCAAAAACGGUUUUGCAGCAGCUCUGUUCUAUAGCAUCUGUGGCUUUUCAUUCAAUGAAAGAUAUCAGGGGAAGAAAAUUUCUAUACAUACCAGCAUGAGGAAAAAUCAAUUUUCAGGGGAAAUUCUUGCCUUUGGCUGUUUUUUAAGCGUUCACCUUGUUGGUGAAGGAUUACUCACCUCCUUGGGGGUUUGCUGUGUUUAUUCUGCACAGAAGUCGACAAAUAGAAAAGCUCCAUCAGGGUGAACUGAAGUUAUCCUAAGGAAAAUUUUCAUUGCAUGGAUAGUGUAAACUCCCUGAGACUGAAGUAAAGCUGGAAAGGAAUCUACAAGUGAAUAAAACAAGAAGUUUGGAAUUGGAUUUGGGGAAUCUGGGCUUGGAAAUGCCUCAGCCCAGUGUGAGUGGAAUGGACCCUCCUUUUGGGGAUGCCUUUCGGAGCCACCUGUUUUCAGAGCAGACUCUGAUGAGCACGGAUGUCCUGACGAGCAGCUCGGAUCCAGACUUCAUGUAUGAACUGGACAGAGAAAUGGACUAUCAGCAAAGCUCCAGGGACAACUUGCUUUUCAUGGAGGACUGCAAAGACCUUGAGAACCUGGAGUCUUUUACAGACAUCCUGGACAAAGAAGCUGCUUUCACUUCCAAGUGGGAGCAGUGGGAUACCUACUGUGAAGACCUAACCAAGUACACUAAAUUAACCAGCUGUGACAUCUGGGGGACAAAAGAGGUGGAUUACCUGGGCCUUGAUGACUUUUCAAGCCCAUACCAGGAUGAAGAGGUGAUAAGCAAAACACCCACACUGGCUCAGCUGAACAGCGAGGACUCCCAGCCUGUCUCAGAUUCACUCUAUUACCCUGAUUUGCUCUUUAGUGUAAAACAAAACCCUUUAAAUCCUUUGUUACCUGGCAAAAAGAUGGCGAGCAGAGCCGCGGCGCCGGUCUGCUCCUCCAAGAACGUGCAGGCCGAGGCCGCGCUGUCGGACUGUGCCCAGAAGGCCAGCAAGCCUGGCAGCCAGCCUGCUUCCAGCACACAGAUCAUGGUCAAGACCAGCGUGUACAGCAGUGAGAAGGUGAACAUUCACGUUGAAUGUAAAGACUAUGUUAAAAAGGCAAAAGUAAAGAUCAACCCCUUGCCGCAGAGCAGGCCGGUGCUGAGCCAGGCGCACGCCGACGCGGCCAAGGAAAACACCUGCUACUGUGGGGCUGUGGCAAAGAGACAAGAGAGAAAAGGACUCGAGUCCCCCCAUGGUCACAGUACAAAUCCUGGGCUGCCUUUCAAAGAGACUCAAGAGCUGCUGCUCAGCCCUCCCCAGGAGAGCCCCGGGCUGGCCGUGGGGGAGAGCAGCCUUUCCGCCAGCGCGUCCGUGUCCGACUCCUCGCAGAAGAAAGAAGAGCACAAUUAUUCUCUUUUUGUAACAGACACUUUGGGUGAGCAGUCGGCCAAAGCAGACCCUGAGGAAGAGGAGGAGGAUGAGGAUGAUGUUGAAGAUGAGGACCACGAUGAGGGGUUUGGCAGUGAGCACGAGCUGUCUGAAAACGACGACGAGGAGGAAGAUUACGAGGACGAUAAGGACGACGACAUCAGCGACACCUUCUCAGAACCAGGGUAUGAGAACGAUUCUGUGGAGGAUUUAAAAGAAAUGACUGCAAUAUCCUCUCGGAAAAGAGGCAAGAGAAGAUAUUUCUGGGAGUACAGCGAGCAGCUGAUGCCGUCCCAGCAGGAGAGGAUGCUGAGGCCAUCCGAGUGGAGCAGGGACACCCUGCCCAGCAACAUGUACCAGAAGAAUGGGCUCCACCAUGGAAAAUAUGCAGCCAAGAAGUCACGGAGGACUGAUGUAGAGGACCUGACUCCCAACCCCAGAAAACUCCUCCAGAUUGGUAACGAGCUGAGGAAGCUGAAUAAAGUGAUCAGUGACCUGACACCCGUCAGUGAACUGCCCUUAACUGCCAGACCCAGGUCAAGGAAAGAAAAGAACAAGUUGGCUUCCAGGGCUUGUAGACUAAAAAAGAAAGCCCAGUACGAAGCCAAUAAAGUAAAACUCUGGGGUCUCAACACGGAAUAUGAUAAUUUACUCUUUGUCAUCAACUCCAUUAAACAAGAAAUAGUUAAUCGGGUGCAGGUACCUAAAGAUGACAGAGGAAUCAACAUGGAACAAAAGUUGAACAUACUUAUUAAAGACACUCUUGGACUCCCUGUAGCUGGACAGACAUCGGAGUUUGUGAACCAGGUGCUGGAGAAGACGGCAGAGGGAGACCCCACGGGCGGCCUCGUGGGGCUGCGGAUCCCCACGGCCAAGGUUUAGGACGGGGCUGCAGCUGCUCCUGCCCAGGUUCUGCCCCUGCUGUCGAGUUCCUCGUUGUAAAUGGCAAUUCUGGUCUGCAUGUCAGCUUUUAGCAUUCUGUAAACACUCACCUCUAGGUUCCAUUGGUUUCAAGUAACAGUGUAGGAAAACGAAUCACGGCGUGGUAGAAAAUGCUGCAGAGCAUUUUUGGACCAUAAACCAGAUUGUUUCAAAGCUGCUUUAAGCUCAAGGGCAGAAAUGAGAGUUCUCUUUCAAAUGAUCUAGGACCAGAAUAUAUCACUUGUAUUUUAGAAGCAAAACCAUGGGUUUGCUAAUGAAAAUGUUUUAGCAUUUGCCAGACAUUGUGACAGGUUUAUGGUCCAAGUGAAGUAAGAGGAAGCAUUUUUUUGGUGAAGCUGUCAGUGUAGGGAGUUUUUUGUUCUUUUUUUUAUUUUUAAAUAAUUGGAUUUUCUUUCCUCGUUCUUAAAAAUACCCAGUAAGCUUUCUUUGCAACCAUUAACUUGUACAUAGCACACGCAGCAUUAGAGCUAGUGUGCCAUAUAAAAUUUUAAUUUUCUGAGCUUAAUAGAGUAUUUAAAUGUCUGUGCAAGCAAGAGAAAAAAAAAGUAUAUUCUUUGUGCCUUGUAUUUUGUGGGGAGAGCUAUCAGUAUAAGCUGGUAAAGUUUUGUAUGAAGAAAACCCUGAGGGGCAAAACCGAGCUGUAUAGAUGGUGAGAUUUUAGGUUUUAAUGUAUUUGUUCCAGCUCUUAAAAAUUUUUGAAUGUAUAUAGGAAUAUGUUGAAAAAUGUAGAUAUAUGCCACAGAGUCUAUGUAUUGUAUAAAAGAUGGCUCUAGAAAACUCAAUUUCGGUACUUUGGCCGGAAGAAAACAAAUACUUGCACAUUAAUGCGAUUGUUUAUUUUUGUACCAAAGACAAAUGCAACUGAUAUGGCGAACUGCCAGUCUAAGUAAAGUUUUGCACAGCUUAUAUGAUACUGUACUGAAUGUAAAAACAAAAGAAAAAAAGAAAAAAAAUUAAAGGUCAGGGUUAGGGAUCUUACUGAACUGUGAAUUUUUUUGUUUGGGUCCAAUUAUCUACAGAAGGAGCAUUCAUACAUAACAAUAUUAUUUUGCUGUUCUUGUAGUUCGCUUCCAUGGUAGAUAAGUUGGUGGCCGUCUUGGAGUCUUUAAAUCUUUUUUCUCUGCACUUACUGUAGGAGAUUUUAAUAUAUUUGGAUUUUAGUAAGCUAUUGGUAAAAUAGUUUUCGACUUUGAGAAUUUAAAAAAAAAAAAAAGUAUUUAGCUUGUUGUAGUAUACUUCCACCAAACAACCAAAAUAAAAUUAUUUUUAUUGUAACGUGUAUAUAUGUAAAGAAGAAAAAAAAAAAAGAGCUACAAAUAUCUAAUUCCUUAGUUGCCACUUUUCCAGUUGAUGUAUUAUUAUUAUGCAUGUGAUGUUUCCAAGGAUCAACACAGGCUUCAAACAAAACAAAACAAAAAAAAUUUAUAGACUUUUAUAUUUUUGUACAGGUAUUUCGAAACUAGCUUCUUCAGACUUAUAUGUGACUUAUUCUUGUUAAUUCAGUAGUUUCUAUGAUUGAAGAAUAUUAACACAAAGUUCUUAUUUGCUCUUCUGCUAAUAAGAGUUGGCUUUGUAGUCAGUGUUAACGUACAGAUUAAAAGCUUUAGCCUUUGAUGAGAAAGUCCUUUAUCUCAAGGCAAGAUCAUUCUCUGGUUUCAUGGACCCCCCUCUCCUUUUCCUCCCUGUUCUUUCUCUCCCUAUUUAAAGAUGACAAAACACUGUUUACUGAAAAUAGAAAUACCAAAUAUUUUCAAAUGUAGCUGCUGAAAAAAAAAUGCAAAAGUCCAUGAAGGCUUUCUCCCCACUCCCUUUGGGGAAUUUCUCCACUUUGUUUCUAGUUUGUCUGAGUUUGUUUGUACUGUGAUUCCUUUUUGUUUAUAAGUAGAUUAUUUUUAUAUCCAAGCUUGUACUAUUAAGAGAAAAAAACAUGAAUUGGUAACAGUGCAGGAAAAGUGGCCCGUGAAGGUGGUGGCCCUGCCACACUCACAGCUUCCUUUGUACCUAAAUAUUUUGGAAGACUCAAAAGGGAGGAGGAGGCCAAAAUACCACUACUGAGCUGUACAGAAAGUCUUUCCUACAGGAGACUGAACAAAUACCCAGGGCAAUUUAGGCAAAACUCUGUAAAUCCACUUAAGGCUUGCAAAAUCAGAGUGGAAUGUGGGUGUUUUCCUUUGAGGCUUUGUGUUGUUGUUGUUGUUGUUUGGGUGAGGUGAGAAUUGGCUGCUGCUUUCCACGGUGGGUCUGGUGUAUUCCUCUUGUUCUUGUGGAGCUGCCCAGGACCCCAAAAACCCCGACAGAGAAUGUGUCCUGUGAGGUGCAGGCUGUGCCCGGGCAGGGCUGGCACACAGAGCUUGUCCCUGUGCUCCAUCCGAACCCUGCAGGCGAGGCAGAGCCUCUGAACAUUGAGAGAGAACAGUCUGAAAUCAGGUAGAAACUUCUGUGACAAAUUCAACUGACAAGGUAUUUAAAAGCCCCCCACCCCCCUUUUUUUUUUUUUUCAAUGCCUGGCGAUCCUGGGCAACACACAACUUUAUAGCUUUUUAUUUUUGUCUGAAAACCAGACUAUGAUUUUGGUCUCGCAUUUCAAAGUAGACUUUGAAUCUUUAGUGAGUUCCAUACCCUCGCAUUUCAGUGUUUCCUAUGUAUUAUUUUAAGUUAAAGCUUUGAAAUAGUUGAGCUUUUUAAUGUUGACACUUUAUUUUGUAACUAUUUAUAUGUAUGUAUAUCUUAGAAAAGCACUUUGUUUAAAAAAAAAAAAAAGACGAAAAAGAAAAAAAAAAAAAGAAACUGCGUUUUAUAUGAUUCCUGCCACUUGCUGCUAACUCUGGGCUGGUCAGAAUGCUGCAGCGAUACUUGAGAUAAAUAAAACCUGGCAGUAAAAUGUAGAGUAAAGAUAAGACCUUUUGGUGGUUUAACUUUAUCAUAAAGGUGACAUAGGCAAGCUGUGCAGCUUUACAUUUUAACCAGGGGACUCUGUGGCAUUUAAACCGUCUAGAAAUGGUUGUACUUUAAUGCCAGUAACAAUCUGCUUCCUCUAGUGUCAUUAAAAUAUAUACAUUUAGUGUAUACUUAUCACAAACAAAAAUCUUAUAAGGGUAUAAAAACCAACAAAUGUACAUGUUCUGUUCUUUGGCAAUUGUGGCAUGCGUUUUGGGGUGAUCUUUAGAGAAGACCAUUUUCUAAAGAUGUUCAGUGUUCAUACAUAGUAUGUGGAUCUUUACAAAGUCCUGGUUUGUUUGUUUUUUUUUUGUUUGUUUGUUUUUGAGUGUAGGCAUUGUGAAUAUUCACUUUUAAUCCUAUAUCCAAAAACAAUGAUCUAUUUUUUUGAUUUAAUACAACCAGAAGCUCUUCCUUUUUCUGAUACACUGGAUUCUCUAGGAUUUGUUUCCAUAUUAAAAGCAUGCUGUCAUAACUGCUCUUGUCGAGAUCUCGUCAGUCUGAACGUAGGUGCCACACUUGGAAUCGAUGGGCUGCUUGUUCUGCUGUACCAUGUAUGACCCUCGUCCUUCCCCCCUCCCUUCAUGACAGAUGAUGAUGUGGCUUUAUAUUGUGCCUUACUUGUACAUCUAGAAUUAAGUGUUUUUCAUUCCCUCUGAACUCGUCAAAGCUCCUGAGAUGGAAUCAGAGCUGAUGAAAGCGUGCUGGAGCGAGUGUGGAUAGGGCUGAUUUCAGUUUCUCUCAGUAGUCCUUUUGUAUUUCUAUGGAAGACCAGUUUUUGAAUGGCCUUGCAAAAUGUGGGGGUGCUCCUGAAGGGUGUUUUUAAACCCAAAACCCCUUUUGCUAACGCUUCCUUUUAUGGUUUAUUGAACACAUUUACUGAUACUUGGUGAGUACUUUUUGUUUUUUGGGAUGAGAGAGACUCACUACUAAAGCUAUGUUUACGUGUGGAUGGGCUGGCUUUUCUUAUCAUACCAGUUGAAAUCAUUGUGAUAUAAUAAAAUUGCAUUGCUGUAAAGCUGAUGUGAGAGUCAGGUUCAGCUGUGUUCAGAUCCUAAUUUAUAGAUUGACCUUUUUUCCAUACCAAGAGGGCCGGAGAAAAGUUGGGGUUUUUAAAAAAAGCCAACAAACGAAAAAUCAACCUAAAAUGGAUGGAAGGGUCUUUUAACUAACCUAAAAGCAAACAGACACUUUGGAAAUAUAGAGGUGUCAGCUUAAAAUUUAUUUUUAAAAGACACUCCCCCAGUAUUUAUCUAAUAUUUGCCUUCAAUAAUGAAACAGCUUAUUCACAACUAUAAUGACUGGAUGUGCUUUUCCAUAAAUCAUUUAAACAUAGCUUUUUUUUUUUUUUUUUAAGCUCUAAAAGGUUUUAUCAGGAGAAUUUCCAAGGGUUGUAUCCAAUCUGCCUCCAGCAGAAAUAGCAAAUGCAGUUCUGUUCCUCAAACGUGCUUGCUCGUCUUCCUGAAAUUCUGCUGAGGCACAACCCAGUUCUGGACCGUGAAUGUCAGGAUCUGUAUUUGGCCUUGAGACCUGAGUUUCAAGAGUGCAUCUAAUCAUGAUUUGAAUUUCUUUUGGAGGCUUCAGUUGGAAUCACCUCGUGGAGUGUGCUGCUAGAUGUGGUCUUGGCUUGUUGACACAGCCUUGCACACAGCUGAGGUUUAUUUUGUUUACCCCAGGGAUCGUGUGAAGUACAUUUCAAACAGUUGCUGCCUCAGUGACUGAUCCUUCUUGUAACUGUAUUAAGGGCAUUAGUUUGUUGAGAAAGCACCACUCUUGAAUAUUUCCCAAUGUAAAUUGGGAUUCUUCAAUGUCAUUAAUCAAAGAUGGCACUUUCAGGCUGUAUCUUCUUUGCAGCAAACAAAAAUCUCUGUCUUUCUACAACUUGCAUUUCACAAUAUGCCGUGUUUUCCCUCCAGUGCUUCUAGAAGGUGUCUUUGCACUCUGAAUAUAAUCCUCAGCCUUUUAGACAUCCAUGAACUUCCACAGGAGCAAAUACUGACUCUGCAUUUAUUGUCUUUUUAAUGAGCUGUGGAGAUAAAAGUGGAACCAGAGCUCUUUUAAGUCACACUGGCAAUUUUUUGUUUCCCCCAUAAAAAGAAAUAAAACCCCAAAUUUUUUAGCUAAUACCGUUGUUCAGAGUUUUUCUGGAGUUUAAAAUAUUUCGUAGUUGGGUAUCCUUUAAAGUCAAAUUUGGGUGAUUUAACUAGCUCCUGUAAGGAAAACUUUUGGAUUGGAUUUGGUAUUGGGAAAAGCACAUCGCACUCUAUCAAAAUCUUCUGAUCAGGAAACAGAACCUAGUCAGAAAAUUUAAUUUUAAUCUCUCUUAUAAUGAUGGAUAUUCAUACAUUCUGAUUGGAAUUGCCUAUCUUCCUUGAAUAUAUCCAGGGAAAACUUACUGCUCAGUAUUUGUGGUUGGGUGAAUUCUUAAGGCUGAUGGCACAUACAGAUGCAAAAAAAAAAAAAAAAAAAAGGCAUUUUAAACAAAACAUGGCAUCCUGUUCCGCCUGUGCUUGGGGUCAUGAUUGUAAUGCUGUCCUUGAUAUUCUAUAAUCAACUUCCAACUGGAGCUCAGAAAAACUUACUGAAAGUCUUGUCUCUGUUAGAAAAUAAAUUUACCUUGUUCAAAGCAUGAUCUGUUAAGAGUUGCAAUGUUAAAUGUUGGUUAAUAGUUGUGCAGUUUUAUUUUUUUGAAAAGAGGCACAAUUAAACUAUUGACUUUGUUUACUCUGUCA
Molecule: messenger RNA, 9326 nt
Organism: Sturnus vulgaris (Common starling)
Lineage: Eukaryota; Metazoa; Chordata; Aves; Passeriformes; Sturnidae
Source: RefSeq, a predicted model, not a curated record